AGAAAACUGGAUCCUGUGAAUGCGAUGGCAGCCAAGAAGAACAUUGAGAGUAUGAGAAGUAUUCUUCAGGGGAGAAAAUAUGUGUCUUCCAGGGAAGGGGUGCCUUGAAAACUCAAAGGAUAUUUGGGGGGCCUUAACACGGAGAAUCACAGGUCACUUAAAGCGCAGAAGGUGAAACAACUCUUCAAGGAGUUGUUAUUCCCUUGUAACAGAUGUGUUUUAUUUGAAUAUAGAUGUUCUCAAACCUAAUUUGUAGUUUUAAGAUAUAUUGCAUCUUUUAGUUUUUGACAAAGAAAUGCUCUUUAAGACUAUUAAAAACUAUAUUACUUACCUUGCUAGACAAAAAGAUAAUCUAUCUGACCUACAAAUAUAUUUAAUGUCUAAAAUAAUAUUAUUUGUUUUUUUUCUGUUUCAAAAUUAGUAUAGAAUAUACAAACAAGUGAUAGCUAAUCCUUUAGAGCAUUACUCACCAUUAUAGUUAGAAAAGUAUAAGUGUGUGGAGGUAUAACAGUGCCAAAUGACCUCAAUGCAAAAUGGCAUGUUGAAUUAGUAAAAACGUAAUAAAAACAUAGUACAAUAACAAUGCUUGAAUAUUUGCAAUGUCUGCAUUGCAAUUUGAUGCUUGAAAAUGUUUAUUGUUGAAUUUGGUUGAUAAAAUACCAUCUUCAUUAUUCUGCAGGUACAAUGUAUUUCAACCUUGCAAAUUCAGGUUUAAAUUCAGCUUCAAAUGCUGUCUUAAUAUUCACCUUCCGGGUAUCACAGAAAGAGCAACAAAUUGCCAAGAAAAUAACUGAAAGUGGCUUGAACCGUAAAUUUGAACUUAGAGCUUGGUUCAUCUUGUGGCUUCCACUGUCUGACAAUCUCAUCCCUACCACUCCCAUAACCACCAGAGCUUGGAGCAUGCUCUGCCUCCAAGCGUAUGUGUAAGUGUGUCUGCAAUCCAUUGCUCUUCCUUUUCUGGCAUGUUCAAUUUAAUAUUACUUGCCAAAUAAUUAAGAUAGUAAUUUAACAAAUUCAACAACAGAACUAUUUCUAGCAUUAGAUGCAUGCAAUGCAGAAAAAUCAAAGCAUUGUUUUUGGGUUACGUUUUAUUAAAUUAAUGGAAUUCAACAUGCCAUUUGCAUUGAGGACACUUGGCAAUAUAAUACUUGAACAUAAGCAUCAUUAAUACUUUUGUUUUGUUGGUUUUCUCCAAUCAAAUAUAGAAAAUACAACACACAACAUGAGCGGUUUGUAAUCUAGCAAAUAUACAUUGACAAUGCAAGUGUCAACAUUUGUUCUGUUUCUGGAAAAAUGCUAUGUUUGUAUUUCAUUUGUUUUUAAUUAAUUUAAGCCUGGAUUUACUUGCUUCACCAUGUCCUGGACAGGCCUACAGCUGCUACUUACCGACUUCAUCCUGGAACCAUCUGAGCCAUAUUGGACAAAUAGGGUCCAAAUUGAUUCAUUAUUUAUAUCCCUUUGCUCCAUGACCUGGCCACCUCUGAUACUUCUGAUUAGAUUAUUAAAUGCACACGUACAGUAAGAGUUAUUUUUUGUCUACAGGCCAGGACCAGCUUAUUUGUUUCAUCAAUGACAUUUCCUGUAAAUCAACUACAAACCAUGUUUCCCAAUUAAAAUGAACUCAUGCUAACAUGGAACAUUUGCAUCUAUUUAAAUUAAUAUUCUACUUUAAAAUAUGUCAAAGGAAUAUUGCAUAUUUAUUCUAAGAUGUUCUGUUUUAUUUAUCUUCUUUUUUUCCCUAUUUCAUACAUCUAACCAUACCUUUACUACUGUGUGAUGAUUUCUUGGUCGUGUUUGACUUGGAUUUUUUUUUUUUGUCAGGCCAUAGACUUUUUCGACUAAAGUACAAAGGGUUUUUAUAAAUAAAGUUCACUAACUUUCUUUCAGCAAACAUGUCGUGGUGUACUUACUCUAUCGGCCACCAUAUGUCGCAAUCGAGAAAAUGUUUUGCCAUUUGUAAAGUACAUUGGUUAGAUGGUUCGGUCACGUGACCAAAACAGGAAGUGUAAUGGGGUACUCGUAAAGUACUUCUAGGUUGUUUUUGUAUUCGUUUCUUGAACCUAAAAGUUACCUUCGUCAAAGGGCCAUCCAUUUAUAAAGAAACAUGCCACCGAAAGACCCGUGUCAAAAGCAAGCAUGUGCAAUUCAAACGUGUUUGCAAGCAAACAAAUAUGUCGAAAGUAUGUGUGAGGAUGUGCUAAGGGAAAUGCGUCGAUGCUGCCAGAGUCUGUCUGCCGACCGUGUGUCCGUUUGUUGCAGCGGGUUUUCAAGAGACCAGAAUAUAACAAAGAAUCAAACGACUACUUUAUAAGAAUUAUGUAGAUGUCAUUGCAUUUUAUAUUACAAUACGAUCGAUGUAAUCAUGUAUUUAUGUUAUUACAUUUAUUUGGAGGAGAUAAUUUUUUGGUUUGUGUACCUAAACGAAUAAACGUGCAAGCAAGCACUGGUUGUAGCCUA
Molecule: messenger RNA, 2457 nt
Organism: Gadus macrocephalus (Pacific cod)
Lineage: Eukaryota; Metazoa; Chordata; Actinopteri; Gadiformes; Gadidae
Gene: cmc4
Product: C-x(9)-C motif containing 4 homolog (S. cerevisiae)
Exons: 3
Coding region: 2105-2311 (68 amino acids)
Cellular component (GO): mitochondrial intermembrane space
Source: RefSeq, a predicted model, not a curated record